Molecule: messenger RNA, 1005 nt
Organism: Branchiostoma belcheri (Belcher's lancelet)
Lineage: Eukaryota; Metazoa; Chordata; Leptocardii; Amphioxiformes; Branchiostomatidae
Exons: 1
Coding region: 1-1005 (334 amino acids)
Source: RefSeq, a predicted model, not a curated record
AUGUGCUUGGAAAACCAAGUUCACAAUAAUACUACAGGGAACAAUACAGUCACAUACAAUACCACUGUGACAAAUACCACGCAAGCAACAAAAAUUCACAGAACAGUCGUUCCUGAAGACCGUUCAGAAAAGCAACAUAUCACCAUGGGAUUAAUUUUAGCAUUGGCCAUAGUGGGACUGUUUUGCAUAGGGCUUAUCUUAGUGUAUAUUUACAGAAAACAUUUUGUCGUGCGAAAUAAUGACAGACAGGCAAGGCAAGGCAAUGAUACAGGCAAACAAAUUCAACCGGCAGUGACUGUAGCGAUGAAAAGUAUAAAAGCAAAAAGAGCAUCGUCUUUGCCAAUUGUAGCGCUUCAGGACAUGCUGAUUUUUAAUAGGCUACAUAGAUGUACGCAUCUUCAACGUCAGUAUUCGGCGCCUAACGUUGCAAAUAAAAACAGAAGAGGUGCCUCAUUCGAUGCCCCGCACUAUUGGGAAAUUCCGGACGCUCUCGUAGACUCCACCUACCAACCUGCCCCGGGAAAACUGGACGCCCCGCAUUAUUGGGAAAUUCCGGACGCCCUGGUUGACUUCGUCCCAACUUCGGACACCCCUCGGGAAAUUCCGGACGCUCUCGUGAACCCCACUCGCCAGCCGACAAAAGACGAACGUGACGAGGCCCACUAUUGGGAAAUCCCAGAUGCUGACACCAUUCCAUGCCCCCACUCCCCACUUCAAACAGUCUCAGACAAUACAACUAACAGUACACCAAGGCCACCAUCUCUUCAGCACCAGUACUGCAAUAUUCCAGAUGAAGAUGGUGAUUCUACCACCUUCUAUGCGUCAGCUGUAGGGGCAAAAUACUCUACUGUCACUAAGAGCGAAGAUAAUAGCCGACUGUACGAAGGCGUCGCCUCUAGAUCUACCGCAACGCCACAGACAGGCGACGGACAUUCUAUUCCGGCCACAUACGGAACUCGCGACUUCCAAACGGCCUCUGUGUUAGUUCCAGAUCCUGAAAACUAA